This is a messenger RNA of Kwoniella botswanensis, 810 nucleotides long. RefSeq lists its product as uncharacterized. Bases 1 to 810 code for a protein of 269 amino acids. The transcript has 4 exons. The record is from RefSeq and is a predicted model, not a curated record. Lineage: Eukaryota; Fungi; Basidiomycota; Tremellomycetes; Tremellales; Cryptococcaceae.
AUGUCAAACCUUCUCCCUUUCUCCAACGUUCUCAGAAAUGCACCUCUGAGCUUUGCGUCCAGGACUAUCUGCUCAAGGGGUUUCCACAGCUCUCCAUUGGCCCUUCGUAAAGCCAGAUCAUCCCAACCAAUCGAAGAAGCCGUAGAAGACGAAGACAGCUUCGACAACGAUGAUCUAUUCUCGACGUCCUCGACCCCCGCGUUAAAAUACCAACUUGACAAAUCGGCUAUCCGACAAUCCAACGUAUCUACCAUCCUAAAACACUCGAAAUUACCUUCAAAGGAGAAGAAAAUAGAUAAAGUCUCCAUCCAAGCUUUGAGACAGGUCGUAGCGUGUAGCGAAGCUGAGGAAGCGGCGGAAUUGAAAAAGAUCGUCAGGGCUUGGAGAGUAGGUGGGUUGAAAGUUAGUAAAACAACGGCGAGGGAGAUUGUCGGUCGAUUGUGUAAUCUUGGUAAACCAGGGUUAGCUUCAGAGCUUGUAUCAAAUAGGAUACAUUACGGCCUACCAGACCUGGACCAACCCACACUCCUCAAGCUUCAUCACUCCCUCCUAUCCUCUUCCCUCCCUCCUCCUAACCUCCCCCCUACCCAACCCGUAUCCCCCACACUUGCCCUUCUCCGUCUGACUCUCGCCUCUCAGACAGAGGGAUCUACUCCCGAACAGAUAACUUCCAAUCUCGCCUCAUCGCCUAAGGGUAGGACGUGGAAACCCACCAAAGCCAUUGAAGGAUGGACGAACGAGGUAAAGGAGAAAUUGAAUGCCGCGGGUGGGGUCUGGGCGGAUGCUGCUAAGAAGAUACAAAUUGUUUAG